UUCAGGCAGGCACCGAGGAUAAGCACUAUCCAUCUUUAAAGCCGCCACAGUGUGCUAACAAUUAUCGUAGGUAUUUGCUACGAGCGCCAACGUCACACUGAUUCUUUCGGUGUUGAUUGGGGUAGAUGCGUCGGAACACCGGAGAGGGUGUGAAAGAAGGCGGAUGUCCCCCUCUUUUCCAAAUCACUUGUAGAGGCGCUUUAUAUCGUCGUAUAGCCAACAAGCAAUCAAUUACAAGAAAAACCCAUUUCACUUCUUGAUAUCUUGGUAUGCCCUAAGGAUGAAGGAAAUGAAUAAUCCUACUGGGUCAACGAAAGGAGUAGUACUAGUGACGGGGGGGAGCGGGUUCAUUGCAUCUCACAUCAUCGACGAACUUUUGGAUAAUGGGUUCAGAGUUGUUACAACAGCUAGAUCGGAUGAAAAGGGUCGCAGAAUUGUAGAAUCAGCCAGCCCUUUUCAGCGCAACAAGCUCUCCUACAUCGUUAUAGGAGAUAUUGCAAAGGAGAAUGCCUUUGACUCUGCAUUUACUCAAGGAACAAUCUUUGAUUAUGUUGUCCAUACCGCAUCCCCUUACCAUCUCAAUGUUCAAGAUCCGAUUAAGGACUUUUUAAACCCAGCAAUUAAGGGGACAACGGGAAUUCUCAAGUCAAUUGUGGCGCACGCGCCUACUGUAAAGCGCGUAGUGAUUACGUCUUCUAGCGCAGCAAUGAUCAACCCUCUCAACCACGCGAAGGUAUAUGAUGAGACAUGUUGGGCUCCGUGGACUUUGGAGCACGUCAAGGAUCCCAAUAGAGCUUAUGUGGCCAGUAAGACGCUUUCCGAAAAAGCUGCAUGGGCCUUUAUGGAAACCGAGAGACCGAAAUUUGACCUCGUUGUCAUUAACUGUACCUACACGUUCGGCCCGGUGCAACGCAACCUCCCGAGUUUGGACCACAUGAACACAUCUAACCAUCGUAUCCGGGAUAUGUUACAAGGAAAGAUGAAAAAAGAUAUGUCUUCUAUAACCCCAGUCUUCACCUUCGUUGAUGUUCGUGAUGUGGCUCGUGCGCACCUUAAGGCCAUAACCGUGCCAGAGGCUGGUGGGAACCGUUUUUACAUCGUAGGCAAUCAUUUCUCGAAUAAGCGGAUUGUAGACUCGAUCCGGAAGUCAUACCCAGAGUUUGAAGCACGUCUUCCGCCCAGAGACAUACCAGACGACUUCCCUGAUGAAGUGUUUGGCUUCGAUAACGGCAAGUCUAAGAGAGUUCUGGAAUUGGAGUACACGUCUUUAGAAAAAAGCAUCAGGGACACUGUACAGUCGAUACUAGACCUAAACCUAGGUUUAUAAAAGUCGAGGGCCGAGUGUAACGACAUAUUGGCAAGCCUAAAUAUGGGAAGUCUACACCUAUUUAUAAUAGUCUCAUUAGUUAGUGUAAAGUAUUAUUUAUGUUCAACAUCAAGCUUGUAUUAUCUCAAAUAACACUAGGUACCCCCUAACCUAGUAGAUUGUAU
Daldinia decipiens is the source of this 1491-nucleotide messenger RNA. RefSeq names its product ketoreductase. The transcript is spliced from 5 exons. Gene Ontology annotation, molecular function: oxidoreductase activity, acting on the CH-OH group of donors, NAD or NADP as acceptor. Lineage: Eukaryota; Fungi; Ascomycota; Sordariomycetes; Xylariales; Hypoxylaceae. The coding region runs from base 281 to 1327 and encodes 348 amino acids. The record is from RefSeq and is a predicted model, not a curated record.